GCUGCGCCGGGGCUGCGGCGCGGCGGGAGCGAUGGGGGAGGAGGCGGCGGGGGUGCGGCCCGAGCUGGUGCGCGAGGCGGAGGUCAGCCUGCUGGAGUGCAAGGUGUGCUUCGAGAGGUUCGGCCACCGGCAGCAGCGGCGCCCGCGCAACCUGCCCUGCGGCCACGUGGUCUGCUUGGCCUGCGUCGCCGCCCUCGCGCACCCGCGGACGCUGGCCCUCGAGUGUCCCUUCUGCCGGCGGGCCUGCCGAGCUUGUGACACCAGCGACUGCCUGCCGGUGCUGCACCUUCUGGAGCUCCUGGGCUCCACCCUCCACGCGUCCCCGGCUGCCCUCAGCGCCGCCUCCUGUGCGCCCGGGGCUCUCACCUGCUACCAUGCCUUUGGCGGGUGGGGGACCCUAGUGAACCCCACGGGGCUUGCACUGUGCCCCAAGACCGGACGGGUAGUAGUCGUGCACGACGGUAAGAGACGGGUCAAGAUCUUCGACUCCGGAGGAGGAGGUGCACACCAGUUUGGAGAGAAGGGGGAUGCAGCGCACGACGUGAAGUACCCACUGGAUGUCGCGGUCACCAACGACUGCCAUGUGGUUGUCACCGACGCUGGCGACUGCUCCCUCAAAGUGUUUGAUUUCUUUGGCCAGAUCAAGCUGGUUGUGGGAAAGCAGUUUUCCCUGCCUUGGGGUGUAGAGAUAACCCCUCACAACGGGGUCCUGGUGACUGACGCAGAGGCAGGGACUUUGCACCUGCUGGAAGUGGAUUUCCCUGAAGGGGUCCUUCGGAGAAUUGAGAGGUUGCAAGCUCACCUGUGUAAUCCCCGUGGGGUGGCAGUGUCAUGGCUCACCGGGGCCAUCGCGAUCCUAGAGCAUCCUUGUGCCUUGGGGACGUCAAGCGGUAACAACACAAGGGUGAAGGUGUUCAACUCCAGUAUGCAGCUGAUUGGCCAGGUGGACAGCUUCGGACUGAACCUCCUCUUCCCCUCCAAAAUAACCGCCUCAGCUGUGACCUUCGAUCACCAAGGAAACGUGAUUGUUGCUGAUACCUCUGGGCCAGCCAUCGUAUGCUUGGGGAAACCUGAGGAAUUUCCAGCCCUGAAGCCUAUGGUUACUCAUGGCCUUUCCCGUCCUGUGGCACUGGUCUUCACCAAGGAGAAUUCUCUUCUUGUGCUGGAUUCUGCAUCCCAUUCUAUAAAAGUCUUUAAAGUGAUGGAGGGUAAUGGAGGGUGAUGGGGAUCCCGAAGCCUGCAGUCAAAUCUUGGUGUCGUUGGGAGUGUCACUCAUCCAUCCAGAUGGGGAUGAUGGUAACUGCCUGGCGAAAGUGGUUAUUAAGGCAGUUAGUAAGGACUAAUAAUUAAACUUGUCAUUCAGUGAAUGCC
Rattus rattus (black rat) is the source of this 1371-nucleotide messenger RNA. RefSeq names its product NHL repeat containing E3 ubiquitin protein ligase 1 (gene Nhlrc1). Gene Ontology annotation, molecular function: translation repressor activity; ubiquitin protein ligase activity; protein binding. The transcript has a single exon. NCBI's taxonomy places the organism in Eukaryota, Metazoa, Chordata, Mammalia, Rodentia, Muridae. The coding region runs from base 32 to 1222 and encodes 396 amino acids. Gene Ontology annotation, biological process: proteasome-mediated ubiquitin-dependent protein catabolic process; protein polyubiquitination; negative regulation of translation. The record is from RefSeq and is a predicted model, not a curated record.